CUCUUGCUCCUUCCUUCCAUCGCCUCGCCCCGCGCAGCAAGCGGCGACGAAAUCCACCAGACCAUCGCGGCAGCCCUUCGCCAACAAUGCGAAUCCACGUCCCCGAGAUGGACCAGGAAUCCUGCCCUUUGGUGAAGAACAUUAUUGUGCUGGAUUCCGAAGGGAAGCGUGUGGCGGUCAAGUACUACUGCCAUGACUGGCCCUCCUUGUCCUCGAAGCAAGCUUUCGAGAAGUCGGUCUUUUUGAGAACCAAGAAAACGAACGCUAGAACAGAAGCCGAUAUAGUAAUGUUUGACAAUUGCAUCGUUGUAUACAAGUUUAUUCAAGAUCUACACUUUUUUAUAACCGGAGGAGAUGGCGAGAAUGAGCUCAUUUUAGCAUCACUUCUACAAGGCUUCUCUGAAGCUGUUGAUUACCUUCUCAGAAACAAAGUAAACAGAAGGGCUGCGUUUGAAAACCUGGAGCUUAUCUUCUUAUGCCUUGACGAAGUUGUUGACAGAGGGAUUGUUCUGGAAACAGAUGCCAAGGCGAUUCUUGAAAAGGUUUUAGGUCAUGGACUGGAUGGAUCUGGGUCGCUCGCUGAGCAGAAGGUAAGCAAUGCCCUGGCCACGGCAACAAGACACUUUGCGAGAUCUAUUUUCAAUUAAUGGCGAACAUCCUUCAGGUUGAGACGAUUGACGAUGAGCUAACAUCAGAUAGAUAGUUGUGUCUCCGUUAGCAGAUCAAUGCUCCCAGUUUGAUGUGUCCUUCGAACAUCUGUCGCCGCACAGUUGUUAUUCUUGUGGUUCCAUAUCGAUCUUGGGGUAAUCGAGCACAGUAAACAUGUCACGUUUUUCUGCUCAAAUCAAACAUGAGCUGGCUUCUCGGUUUCCAAAUUGUGACUUCAGUAUAUACUGCUGCCAUGUUUUGAUAUACGUUGACGACCAAGAGUAAUCGUUUCGACGUGAGUGAACUUCGGCCUGGUUUGGAAUUUGAAUGAAACUAGAGCUUACCGAUUUCUUUAU
Messenger RNA from Oryza brachyantha (malo sina), 1004 nucleotides. Its product is annotated as coatomer subunit zeta-3-like. The transcript has 6 exons. Gene Ontology annotation, biological process: intra-Golgi vesicle-mediated transport; intracellular protein transport; retrograde vesicle-mediated transport, Golgi to endoplasmic reticulum. The record is from RefSeq and is a predicted model, not a curated record. Gene Ontology annotation, cellular component: COPI vesicle coat. The coding region runs from base 87 to 647 and encodes 186 amino acids. NCBI's taxonomy places the organism in Eukaryota, Viridiplantae, Streptophyta, Magnoliopsida, Poales, Poaceae.